CUCCAUCAGGAGGUUUCUUCUUCUUUUCUCCCCUGUACAGGUCCAGGGACACCGCUCCUUCCGCCGCGUUGCCGGUUGAUGCCGCCCCCGACCUCGCCAGCGCCGGUGCCGCCGCAACGCACUAACAGGAUCGACGCCGGCGCCACAUGCUUCUUUCUCCCACGGCAUCAAUGUUCGUGCAAUUGGAGAACGCAACAUCAGCACCAAAACGACAGAAACUUGCAAGAGUGAACCAGUGAGCCACGCAAUUGUUACCUAGUGUGGGUAUCCUCUUCUAAUGAGCAGUGAUGCUUCCAAGACAUGCUCAAACUCUUGGUAAUCUCCUAGAGAGAGUUAAACUAGUUCAUUUUUCAACACUCAGAGGUAUACAUGGACAUUUUUGUCUUUGGUACUCGACUUUGUCGACGUGCAAUGAGAUGCCGAAAAAGCUCAACAAGUUUGAGCGGAAACCGCUAGUGACAAGUUUUAACGAGCUUAAGCGAGAAGCUAGACUGAAGAAAAAGGAGAGACAAAAGGUGCAUGAGAUUGUAUUACAACCUCCUGAAAAUGGCUUGCUGGUUAAGAAUCUGAUUCCUGUUGCUCAUGAAGUUUUUGCUGCCAGACGUGAACUAUUAUCCUGUGUUUCAAGACUUGUCAACUAUACUGCUAUUUAUGUGUGCAGCUUAUGUGGAGAAGUUCAUGUUGGUCACCCGCCACAUAAAAUUAGAACAUGUGAUGUCAGAGGAAGCCCAUCAAGCAAAGAACAUAGUUGGGUCAAAGGUGGUGUUGAACAUGUUAUGCCUCUUGUAGAAUCAUUUCAUCUGUAUGAUAGAAUGGGGAGGGCUGUUUCACAUAAUGAAAUGCUUGAAGUUGACCGAAUUCCAGCUAUUGUGGAAUUGUGUGUCCAGGCAGGUUUUGACAUACCAGAGUACCCUACCAGGAGAAGGACCUUCCCUGUUUACUCUGUUGCUGGUAGGAUUAUAGAUUUUGAGAAAAGAUUUCCGAAAGAAAUUUCUCUUGGGGAAGAUAUAGAAGCACAUGGAUUUUGGUGUAAGAAAAAAAAGUUCAAUAAAGACACAAAUUCCAUGGUGAUGCAUUCUGAUGAUAUCCAAGCUAUUGCUGUUUUAGGCAUGAAAGCCUGGGAAAAAAUGUGCACAGGAGCUUCAAAACUUAUGGAGAAGUAUGGUGUCCAAACUUGUGGAUAUUGUCCAGAGGUACAAGUGGGGCCCAAAGGCCAUAGAGUUCGAAAUUGUCAAGCUUUCAAACACCAGAUGAGGGAUGGACAACAUGCAUGGCAGAAGGCAACAAUUAAUGAUCUGGCACCUCCAGUGUGUGUCUAUCACAUUCGAGAUCAGCAAGCAAAGAAACCUUUGGUAAAUGAGUUGAAAAGGUACUACGGUAUGCUGCCUGCAGUGGUUGAGCUAUUUGCUCAGGCUGGUGCACCAGUUGGAAAGAAUUAUGCAGGUAUGAUGAGGGAAGAUGUUGUAAUCCCUGAAAUGGAUGAGGAAAAGUUGGUUGUUUAAAUCAUUGGAUUCAAUGAUUUCUUCUGCAUGGAGGAAGCAUUUGGGUGCCAGAGGAGUCUAAAUAUGAAAAAUUAAGGUUUACCCAGCCCGCCGGCUCAUCGUAAGAGGAUGGAUCGUAAUUUUUGACCUGUUUUUGUGACGGACUAGCCCGGUUCUGGUGAUGGGUGUGAUGGACUAACCCGGUUCGGCUCGAUUUUUUUGAGUCAAAGACGAAUUGGACCAAAACGGUCGCAGCGAGACGAUACAGGGAGAAUAGGAAUAACAAUUUGAAAUUUGUUUUUCCACUAACUUAAACUAUUUUGUAUUAAUUAUUUGUGAGAUUUUUCUUACACAGUUUCUUUAAUUUUUUUGACCUAUACAUAAACUAAUUUUAAUUUGUG
Molecule: messenger RNA, 1882 nt
Organism: Vigna unguiculata (cowpea)
Lineage: Eukaryota; Viridiplantae; Streptophyta; Magnoliopsida; Fabales; Fabaceae
Product: APO protein 3, mitochondrial-like
Molecular function (GO): RNA binding
Source: RefSeq, a predicted model, not a curated record